UUGGUUGGCGCUGGGACGGCGGGCGGUGGAGGAGCCUGGCUAGUCUGGGUUUCAAACCGGUGCUGGGCUGUCUCCGUCCAUGUUUUGAGGCCGUUGGGGGCUGCGGAGGGCGGGGAGUCGGCUCAGUGGAAACCUGGAUUUGGUUCUAAGAGCCGUGGAAUUGAGAAGAAGUGACCGGAAGUGAUCUUGGGACUGACCGGAAGCGAGGCCUGGAGAGGAAAAGGAGAGUGGUUCCCGGGAGGGAGGGGAUUUUCAGCGGAAAGGGGCGGGGGAAAGGUGCUAAAGCGGCGUGGGAGUGCCGGCUAGGCAGCGGGUCGCUGCUGCUGAUUUGUUUGGAAAACAGCGAGUGACCACCGCGAGCUCAAGGGGAGAUCUCAAAAAGAGUGCAAGGAGUCCAGGGUUACCUCUGGACAGUCUGGAAGAGUUAAGCCAAAGGGCCCUCGUGCUCUAGAGACCUGGGUGCGGGGGAGGGAUUUUGGAAGUCGGGGCAGCCGAGAGCCAGGAGCCAAGGGUACGGGAGAUUAGUUGUGUGGGCAGUGUGGGUGGGGCUUGGGGGUGGCUUGGUGGGUGCUGCGUGGGAGAUCUUGGUUUGGAGUUUUCCACAGUCUUGCAGUCUUGCCCCGGUUGGGUAGAAUCACGCUACUCGCCUUUGUACAAGAAACUGUCUCCUGGGGCAAGGAAGGAGCCAGAAUGGCCUGGGCUCUGAAGCUGCCUCUGGCCGAUGAGGUGAUUGAAUCCGGGCUGGUGCAGGACUUUGAUGCUAGUCUAUCCGGGAUCGGCCAGGAACUGGGUGCUGGUGCCUAUAGCAUGAGUGAUGUCCUUGCACUGCCCAUUUUCAAGCAAGAAGAAUCAAGUUUGCCUCCAGAUAAUGAGAAUAAAAUCCUCCCUUUUCAAUACGUGCUUUGUGCUGCCACUUCUCCAGCGGUGAAACUCCAUGAUGAAACUCUGACAUAUCUCAAUCAAGGACAGUCUUAUGAAAUCCGAAUGCUAGACAAUAGGAAACUUGGAGAACUUCCAGAAAUUAAUGGCAAGUUGGUGAAGAGUAUAUUCCGGGUUGUGUUCCACGACAGACGGCUACAGUACACCGAACAUCAGCAGCUAGAGGGCUGGAGGUGGAACCGACCUGGAGAUAGAAUUCUUGACAUAGAUAUCCCAAUGUCUGUGGGUAUAAUCGAUCCUAGGGCUAACCCAAACCAACUAAACACAGUGGAGUUCCUGUGGGACCCUGCGAAAAGGACGUCUGUGUUUAUUCAGGUGCAUUGUAUUAGCACAGAGUUCACCAUGAGGAAACAUGGUGGUGAGAAGGGAGUGCCAUUUCGAGUACAAAUUGAUACCUUCAAGGAGAAUGAGAACGGGGAGUAUACUGAGCACUUACACUCAGCCAGCUGCCAGAUCAAAGUCUUCAAGCCCAAAGGUGCAGACCGAAAACAAAAAACAGAUAGGGAGAAAAUGGAGAAACGAACACCUCAUGAGAAGGAGAAAUACCAACCUUCCUAUGAGACGACUAUACUCACAGAGUGUUCUCCGUGGCCUGAGAUCACAUAUGUCAAUAAUUCCCCAUCACCUGGCUUCAACAGUUCCCAUAGCAGUUUUUCUCUUGGUGAAGGAAAUGGUUCACCAAACCACCAGCCAGAGCCACCCCCUCCAGUCACAGAUAACCUCUUGCCAACAACCACACCUCAGGAGGCUCAGCAGUGGUUGCAUCGAAACCGUUUCUCCACGUUCACGAGGCUUUUUACAAACUUCUCAGGAGCAGAUUUAUUGAAACUAACUAGAGAUGAUGUGAUUCAAAUCUGUGGCCCUGCAGAUGGAAUCAGACUUUUUAAUGCAUUAAAAGGCCGGAUGGUGCGCCCAAGGCUAACCAUUUAUGUUUGUCAGGAAUCCUUGCAGCUAAGGGAGCAGCAGCAACAGCAGCAGAAUCAGCAGAAGCAUGAGGAUGGAGACUCAAAUGGUACUUUCUUCGUUUACCAUGCCAUCUACCUAGAAGAACUGACAGCUGUUGAACUGACAGAAAAAAUUGCUCAGCUUUUCAGCAUUUCCCCUUGCCAGAUCAGCCAGAUCUACAAGCAGGGGCCAACAGGCAUCCAUGUGCUCAUUAGCGAUGAGAUGAUACAGAACUUUCAGGAAGAAGCCUGUUUUAUUCUGGACACAAUGAAAGAAACCAAUGAUAGCUAUCAUAUCAUACUGAAGUAGAUGUGGCUGCUGCUUCGUUCACCUAUGGGAAAUUCUCCUCUUGGAGGGGAUCACAAAUGGAGAUUUGAACGGCUGUAGCAACCUGACCUGUCUGACUAUGUGGGGGAGUCAGAGGCAGAGGCAGAACCCCAGCCAUCUAUGUUGGGGCACACAUGGAUUUCUGCCUGACAUGCAUUUCUACAACUGUUUCUUAGUUAACAUUUCUGGAUUCUAUUGUUGUUGAAUAUCAAUAGAAACUCCACAUCAUUUAGGGUGUGUGUGUAGGGCAUAAUGAUGAUGAGAAUUGUGUGAUGUUUAAUGGAAAGAUGUUAAAUUUUGUGGUAUGCAGCCCAUGUAAUUUUUUUUCCUAACAUAAAAGCAAACAUCUAUAUUCCAUAAGACUAGAUCCUCAAUCUUUUAUGCCUGUGAAAACUUCAUCAAAGAAGAGAAAUGUGGAGAAAGAACAAAAUUCUUCUUUUAAUUACCCCAUCAUUCGAUGACAAAUAGUAAUUUUGGCUAACAUUUAUUGCACAUUUAGUUGUGCCAGGCAGUGUGAUAAGUUCUUUAAAUGGAUUAUCUUGUUUAAAUCCUCUUAAUAACCCCGUAUGAAGUAGGUAAUGAUGAUCCCUAAUUGAAGAUAAGGAAAUGGAGACACAGAGUGGCUGAGGAGCUUGCUGAGUAACAGGCAGCUGGUAGAUAGUGACAUGAAGGGCAGACCCAGGCGGGCUGGCUCGUGUUCACUGCUGUCCAUGACUGCCCCCUCACAGUCCUCUGUGCAUGCCAUCAUUUCUUACUGUGGCUCCCCUGGUGAAUCACAUGUAACAGUGAGCAAGAACUGACGGAUUAACACCCAAAGGGACAAACCACACUUAAAUAAUGAUGAACCAAUCAAGAGCUACAAAAAAUGAAAACACAGACACUUUCAAAGCAUCAUUAGUUGUCAGAUUCACAGAAUUUAAGGCAGUGAAAACCAGGGAUUAUCUGUUAUUCCCCACAUUCACUAUUCUUGAAUGACCUCAAACUAUUUAUUAAUGAGUUAGACUAACCCCUGCUUUCUCUUUCCCCUCUGCCUCUUGUCUUGGGAUAGGAAGUUCUCUUACUCAUGUAGCGUUCUUUUAUAUAAGCUUUACAAUUCAUUCCCACCCUAUUCCCAUUCUUCCCAUAUACUUUAGUUCUUCUGAUUGUAAUUGUGUGCGCUUGUGUGUGUGCAUGUGUAAGACUGUGGGUCAUUUUUUCACAUGUAAAGUUUUAUCCAGAAACCCCUCUACAUGUUAUGCUGAGGUGAAAAACAAUAAUGUUCAAAAGAUUCUGUAUUGGAUUUGGAUCUGUGUGUGUGUGUGUGUAUUUUUAAGCAUUUGAUAAAGUUUAAAUGUUUUUAUACAGAGAUUUUUGUUGUUGUUCAUUAAAAUCAACCUGCCAAAUGG
Molecule: messenger RNA, 3596 nt
Organism: Bubalus bubalis (water buffalo)
Lineage: Eukaryota; Metazoa; Chordata; Mammalia; Artiodactyla; Bovidae
Gene: TFCP2
Product: transcription factor CP2
Exons: 15
Coding region: 691-2193 (500 amino acids)
Biological process (GO): positive regulation of transcription by RNA polymerase II
Cellular component (GO): nucleus
Molecular function (GO): RNA polymerase II cis-regulatory region sequence-specific DNA binding; DNA-binding transcription activator activity, RNA polymerase II-specific
Source: RefSeq, a predicted model, not a curated record